Trematosphaeria pertusa is the source of this 837-nucleotide messenger RNA. RefSeq lists its product as uncharacterized. NCBI's taxonomy places the organism in Eukaryota, Fungi, Ascomycota, Dothideomycetes, Pleosporales, Trematosphaeriaceae. The record is from RefSeq and is a predicted model, not a curated record. The transcript has a single exon. Bases 1 to 837 code for a protein of 278 amino acids.
AUGAGCGAACACAACGAUUUCCAUCCCGGUGGACCGGUCAUGACGUUCACGAUUGAUUUAGCGGACGGAGACGAUCAAGUCAUCAUCAAUGGUAUUCCGAUCGAAUAUCGCCGGAAUGGUGUUUCCGCCGAACUUCGCGACGAGCCAACGUCCGGGUUAACACACAACGACCACGGCGAUGUCUCACAAGCUGCAAACUCGGUCAAAGGAGUUCCAGAGCCUCAUACACCAGCUUCCUCACAGAAUGGAUGCGAAAGAGUGAUGGAUCUCAACCAAUUCCUGAAGUACACCGAUGAUAGGUCCAAUGCGGCCUUGGGCUUAGUAGCUCUAUCUGGCCGAGGGGCUGGCGACUCGGAACGAACCCACGCAAAGCCGCAGAACCAAAACGACUGGCCCAACGGAGUCACUGACGGCGCGUCUCUGAAUCCUUUUCGGAACGAUCGAGUCCACAAUCAACCGCAGCAGCACUUUCAGUCUCGGGUUACUGGAAAUAUCCAGGAGGCGUCGCAUGGGCUUGCUCAAACUGGACUGACUCCCGGGACUCCGCCGUACGCCGUACAGGACAUUUUGGAUGACGAUACAGAAUACUGGAACUCUGUGUACAAACAGCGUCCGCAGGCCUCUGGAACCGACAACGCGAAAGACGUGACCGACCAUGACAAAAAUGCUGCCUCUGUGAGCUCUUUGAGCGAGGACGAUAUACCCCUGAGCAUGCUUCAUCAAUGGCCGUUGAAUCCAACCGCGGUACGCAAUGUCAACGUGGAGCACAAGCUAGACCAGCUUGUCUUUCCUGAGCUUCGCAAAAAGGAAGUCUCGACUCAUGAGACCCUCCAGUAG